AUGGUCAAGACGCGUAAGUCUUAACGCCAAAAUUUUUACCAUUAAAAUUUUUAACUCACGUAAUGGUUCAGUAAACGGAGCCGAGCAACUGCACCCGACGGAACUGGAGGCAUGGACCUUUCAACCAGUGCCAACGCAGUUGAGGGCACUAACCUUUCAACUGCACCCGACGGAACUGGCGGAAUGGACCUUUCAACCAGUGCCAACGCAGUCGAGGGUACCAACCUUUCAACUGCACCCGACGGAACUGGCGGCAUGGACCUUUCAACCAGUGCCAACGCAGUCGAGGGUACCAACCUUUCAACUGCACCCGACGGAACUGGCGGCAUGGACCUUUCAACCAGUGCCAACGCAGUUGAGUGCACCAACCUUUCAACUGUACCCGACGGAACUGGCGGCAUGGACCUUUCAACCAGUGCCAACGCAGUUGAGGGCACUAACCUUUCAACUGCACCCGACGGAACUGGCGGAAUGGACCUUUCAACCAGUGCCAACGCAGUCGAGGGUACCAACCUUUCAACUGCACCCGACGGAACUGGCGGCAUGGACCUUUCAACCAGUGCCAACGCAGUUGAGUGCACCAACCUUUCAACUGUACCCGCCGGAACUGGCGGCAUGGACCGUGCCCUUGUAG
Molecule: messenger RNA, 634 nt
Organism: Bursaphelenchus okinawaensis
Lineage: Eukaryota; Metazoa; Nematoda; Chromadorea; Rhabditida; Aphelenchoididae
Source: the annotation of a GenBank genome assembly